GUUUAGUAAAGGAAGUGUGCUCUGAUAACUACGUGGUCCACAACACGGGAAGACUUUUAUUGUGAAGUUGACUGAGCCGCGUUGUUGACCCGGAACUAGUUCCACAGAGCCGUGAACGCCUCUCCCCCGCUCUCACCUUCAUCCUGAAUAUCUCAAUAUCUCAAUAUCUCAAUAUCUGAAUGUCCUUUUCAGUCAGCAUGAAGGCGUACACACUGUAGAAAGCGCCGUGCGUCUUCCCACCUUCAGCUCUACCAUGAACGCAAAACCCUGUGUGUCUCUGCUGCAGCGCUCCAGGAUGGGGUUCAGACUUUGUGCGUCCACAGCGCCUCGCUGCAGUGCCGGGCCGAGAGCAAUGGAGACUCCCACCUGUCCUCCAAACAUCUCCCCCCAGUCCCCUGUACCCUGCAGCCGCUCUUACUCCAGCAGCAUCAAGGUGCGCCCCUAUCUUCAGUACAUGAAACGCAAGGUCCUACCCCCUCCCAGUCCUCCAUACAGUCAUGUGUGCCAGGUAGGCGACCCAGUGCUGCGUUCGCAUGCAGCCGCUGUUGACCCUGUGUCGAUAGCGGACCCUGAGAUCCAACAGGUCAUCAACACUUUGGUGAAAGUGAUGCGGAAACUUGAGUGUGUGGGACUGAGUGCGCCUCAGAUUGGGGUGCCACUCCGCAUCCUGGCCCUGGAAUAUCCCGAGAAGAUGCUGAAAGAGAGUUUGCCUGCAUCGAGGGAGGCCCGUGGUCUCUCCGUCCAGCCCCUGAGGAUCUUUAUCAACCCCCAGCUGAGGGUCCUGGAUGGACGGCCCGUGCUCUUUCAGGAGGCCUGUGAGAGCAUCUCAGGCUUCUCUGCUGCAGUUUCACGCUACCUGUCCGUGGAAGUGUCUGGUCUGAAUGAGAAGGGCGAAGCGGUCUCGUGGCAGGCCAGUGGCUGGCCGGCUCGUAUCCUCCAGCACGAGAUGGACCACCUAGAUGGGGUCCUCUACAUCGACCGUAUGGACAGCAAGACCUUCAUCAACAUCAACUGGCAGGCACACAAUGAAUAGAAGACCCUUAGGACACAGCAUACGCAUUUCCAUAAGAAUCUCUAGAUCGGAGUACAUGCAGUGAUUUGACAGUUUUACUCAACUCAGAUCAACCCACAUUGUCUUGAAGACAUGGUGUCUACUUAAUCUUUCAUGUGAAAAAUCUUGUGGCUUGCAGAAAGUGAUACAUUUUGAUGUCUGGUUCUGGCUGGAAUAAGAGCUCGAUGUCGGGCUCAUUGUGGACUGCUUCAACUGAAAAUCCAUCACUGGAAGGGAAGUUUCUCGGAUUGCUAGAAGCUGCAGGCCCAAAACCCCAAAGCAUGUUCUGUAGCCCCCAGGUCUAUGUCUAAUGAAUAAAGAGACGGAUAUGUUCAUUUUAAAAAGAGUUGAAUCAUAAACAAUCCCAAUGAAUAAAUACAACUAAAAUGGA
Messenger RNA from Etheostoma spectabile (orangethroat darter), 1442 nucleotides. RefSeq names its product peptide deformylase, mitochondrial-like. The record is from RefSeq and is a predicted model, not a curated record. Gene Ontology annotation, cellular component: mitochondrion. The transcript is spliced from 3 exons. Gene Ontology annotation, biological process: N-terminal protein amino acid modification; peptidyl-methionine modification. Lineage: Eukaryota; Metazoa; Chordata; Actinopteri; Perciformes; Percidae. Gene Ontology annotation, molecular function: peptide deformylase activity. The coding region runs from base 254 to 1033 and encodes 259 amino acids.